CCGCGCCUGCGCCUCCAGGCGGCCGCGCAUCCUAGGCCCUCUCCAGUGCGCUCUGCUAGCUCUGCAGCUCUCGGCUCCUCUGUGCUUGGCUCCCCUCCGCUGAGCUCGGCCGGCUGUGCUCCAUCUGCUCUACUCCUUGCUCAGGCGCGGGCCGCCAUGAGGCUGCGGGGCCGCGGGCCGCGGGCCGCCCCCUCCUCCAGCUCAGGGGCAGGCGACGCGCGGCGGCUAGCCCCCCCGGGGCGGAACCCCUUCGUGCACGAGCUGCGACUGAGCGCCCUGCAGAAGGCCCAGGUGGCUUUCAUGACGUUGACGCUGUUCCCCAUCCGGCUCCUGUUCGCUGCUUUCAUGAUGCUGCUGGCCUGGCCCUUUGCACUCGUGGCUUCCCUGGGACCUCCUGAUAAGGAGCCAGAGCAGCCCCUGGCCUUAUGGAGGAAGGUUGUGGACUUCCUGCUCAAGGCCAUCAUGCGUACCAUGUGGUUUGCCGGCGGCUUCCACCGUGUGGCUGUGAAGGGGCGGCAGGCCCUGCCUACUGAGGCUGCUAUCCUCACCCUGGCUCCACAUUCCUCCUACUUUGAUGCCAUCCCCGUCACCAUGACCAUGUCCUCCAUUGUGAUGAAGGCGGAGAGCAGAGACAUCCCAAUCUGGGGAACUCUGAUAAGAUACAUCCGGCCCGUGUUCGUGUCCCGCUCUGACCAGGACUCUCGAAGGAAGACAGUGGAGGAGAUCAAGCGACGGGCACAGUCGAAUGGAAAGUGGCCUCAGAUAAUGAUUUUUCCAGAAGGAACAUGUACAAAUAGGACCUGCCUCAUUACCUUCAAACCUGGUGCGUUCAUUCCUGGAGUUCCUGUCCAACCCGUGGUGCUACGCUACCCAAACAAAUUGGACACCAUCACAUGGACGUGGCAAGGACCUGGAGCGUUGAAAAUCCUGUGGCUCACUCUGUGCCAGUUUCAAAACCAAGUGGAAAUUGAAUUUCUGCCUGUGUACUGUCCUUCUGAGGAGGAGAAGAGGAAUCCUGCCCUGUAUGCCAGCAAUGUGAGGCGUGUCAUGGCCAAGGCCCUGGGUGUCUCGGUAACUGACUACACAUUUGAGGACUGCCAGCUGGCUCUGGCAGAAGGACAACUUCGAUUGCCUGCUGACACCUGCCUGCUAGAGUUUGCCAGGCUUGUGAGGGGCCUCGGACUAAAACCAGAAAAUCUUGAAAAAGAUCUAGACAAAUAUUCAGAAAGUGCAAGGAUGAAGAGAGGAGAAAAGAUCAGGCUUCCAGAGUUUGCAGCCUACUUGGAAGUUCCUGUCUCAGAUACACUGGAAGACAUGUUCUCGCUUUUUGACGAGAGUGGUGGUGGUGAGAUUGACCUUCGUGAAUAUGUGGUCGCCUUGUCUGUGGUGUGCAGGCCAUCCCAGACCUUAGCCACCAUCCAGCUGGCAUUCAAGAUGUACGGAUCUCCUGAGGAUGGCAGCAUAGAUGAAACCAACCUGUCCUGCAUCCUCAAGACCGCACUGGGCGUGUCAGAAUUAACAGUGACUGACUUGUUCCAGGCUAUUGACCAAGAGGACAAGGGAAGAAUCACAUUUGAUGACUUCCGUGGGUUUGCGGAAAUGUACCCCGACUAUGCAGAGGACUACUUGUACCCUGAUCAGACACAUUUUGACAGCUGUGCACAGACACCCCCAGCACCAACUCCCAAUGGCUUCUGCAUUGACUUCAGCCCUGAGAACUCAGACUUUGGGAGAAUGAAUUCUUGUAAGAAAGCGGACUAGAAUGGAAGAUUCUGGAGGGAUGAGGCCCCUCCCCCAUCACCACCUGCCUCCAGUGGCCUGGAGCCUGAUUGUGUGUUUCGACUUCUACCUUUCCCUGUCUCUCUAUGUCUGCAGGCCUGAGGUCCAAAAGACUUGUGAUGUUAUUUGUUUUCUGUAAAGUCUGUCUCAGUGCCCAGCUGGGCAUUUGCAGGGAAGCUGUGUGUGUGUCCCAUCUGCCCAUUGCAGGCAGGCAGGCGGGUGGGUGCUCGGGGCCUCCCUGUGGGGCAGGACUCCACAGGCUGAGUGGGCACAGGUAUGGCUGUGUGCUCACCUAGAAUAUGCUGGUCUUGAGUUUGUGUCUGUCUUUCCCCUCUUUGUGCAGUGUGCACAAUGCAGGACCUCUGUGCGCACACUGCACAUACCCUCCCUGGAACAGUCAGUCACCUUGUCCUAAUUUAGUGCCUCUGCCGUCUCUGGCUCACGUGACGGGGCAUCAUCGGAUUCUAAGUGUUUCUGUGUUCAUGACUCUUUUAUAAACCUCACUUAAGUACUUUGAAAACAUUCAACCUUUUUUUAAAAAAA
This is a messenger RNA of Mus pahari (shrew mouse), 2322 nucleotides long. It is a transcript of the gene Lpcat1, whose product is annotated as lysophosphatidylcholine acyltransferase 1. The transcript is spliced from 14 exons. Gene Ontology annotation, molecular function: calcium ion binding. The record is from RefSeq and is a predicted model, not a curated record. Lineage: Eukaryota; Metazoa; Chordata; Mammalia; Rodentia; Muridae. Bases 157 to 1761 code for a protein of 534 amino acids.